AUGACGGAGAGUUAUCUACUGAUGUUCCGAAAAACGUUCUCUUCAUUAGCAGUAAAAACAGAAUCACUAGUGUAUGAUGUGAUCGUAAUUGGUGGUGGCCAUGCUGGUUGCGAAGCUGCAGCUGCAUCUGCGCGAUGCUCCGCUCAUACAUUAUUACUCACUUCUAAAAAAGAUGCAAUUGGUGAAAUGUCGUGUAAUCCAAGUUUCGGAGGCGUUGGUAAAGGACAUCUUGUUCGUGAAGUGGAUGCGAUGGAUGGAUUAUGUGGACGAAUUUGUGACAAAUCAUCUAUAAAUUACCAUGCUUUAAAUACUUCACGUGGACCUGCUGUUGUAGGACUUCGAGCUCAGAUUGAUCGCAAAUUGUAUAAAAAACAUAUGCAACACGAAAUAAUGAAUUGCACUAAAGGCUUAGAUGUAAGGGAAAAUUUGGUUGAUGAUUUAGUGAUCGAGUAUGACAAAGGAGCAAUUCCUCGAGUUAUUGGAGUUUUAGCGGAUAAUCAGAUUCUGAAAGCACGAGCAGUAGUGGUAACCACGGGUACAUUUUUAGGUGGACAGGUUUAUCGAGGAUCGAUGAGUUAUGCUGGUGGACGUUUGGGCGAAAAGGUUUGUUCAAAUCUUUCCAAAACUUUUAAAGAACUUGGUUUCAAACUUGGUCGUUUUCGCACUGGUACUCCAGCUCGCUUAAUCAAAAAGACAAUUGAUUUUAGCAAAUUUCUCCCUCAACAACCUGAUCGAGAACCAAUACCAUUUUCAUUCUUGACGAAAGAUAUCUGGAUACCUUACUCAAAACAGCUGCCGUCCUAUUUGGGGUUCACGAAUAACAAUCUCUCUGAAAAAGUGUUGAGGAACUUUGAAGAAGGCAAUUAUAUUCGAAGCGUAGCAAAUGGUCCACGUUAUUGUCCAUCUCUUGAAUCAAAAGUUAUCCGUUUUCCGCACCUGAAUCACAGAAUUUUUUUGGAACACGAAGGUUUAGAUUCAGAAUUAAUCUAUCCACAAGGUAUGUCAAUGACAUUUGAACCGGAAGUGCAGCUAGAGGUGUAUCGAUGUAUACCAGGGCUAGAAAACGUCCAUAUGGCAGAACCGGGUUAUGGAGUUGAAUAUGACUAUGUAGACCCAAAACAACUGAAACCCACUCUGGAGACAAAAGUUGUUGAUGGCUUAUUCCUUGCGGGACAAAUCAAUGGUACUACGGGAUAUGAAGAAGCUGCAGCUCAAGGUCUUGUAGCUGGAGUGAAUGCUGCUGCGUUAUGUAAAAAUAAGAAGUACUUCGUUAUUGAUAGAACGGAAGGUUAUAUCGGUGUUUUAAUUGAUGACCUAACUAGUCUUGGCACCUCUGAACCAUAUCGGAUGUUUUCUUCUCGAGCUGAAUUCAGAUUGCAUCUACGGCCUGAUAACGCAGACAUGCGAUUGACAAUUAAAGGAUAUCAGCAAGGAUUUGUAUCGGAAUAUCGGUAUAAUCACUUCAUGAAUGUUUUGUUUUCAUAUAAUCAAGCCUUGGAUUUGCUCAAUUCCGUGAGAUAUCCAGUGAACUUCUGGCGAAAACAUUUUCCUCAAUUAGGAAACAUACAGACAAAUAAAGUAUAUAGCGCAUUCGAUUUGUUAUGCCGUUACAAAAUAAAAUUUGCCGAGCUUCGUCAAGCACUGCCUAGUGAAUUAAGCAAAUUAACUGAAAACGAAGAAAUCGCGCGUAGGCUGGAAAUCGAAGCUUUUUAUCGAUUUUACCUGGCAAAAUCCAUGGUCAAGAUUGAACAAUUGCGCGAAGAAUGUGCUACUGUAAUCCCAGAUGAUUUUGAUUACUCCAAAUUGAAAUCCACUUCUUUGGAGUGUAGGGAAAAAUUUGAAUUAUGGAGACCUCAAAACCUUGCUGCGGCAUCGAGAGUUCCAGGUGCAUCGACAGAAAGUUUGAUAGAACUGCUGAGUUUCCUUAAAGUUCCGUAA
This is a messenger RNA of Thelazia callipaeda (thelaziosis nematode), 1938 nucleotides long. The record is from the annotation of a GenBank genome assembly. NCBI's taxonomy places the organism in Eukaryota, Metazoa, Nematoda, Chromadorea, Rhabditida, Thelaziidae.